UAUUGGGAUAGCGGUAUCGAUGAUCUAUUGGUAAAUAAAGUACUUGUUUGCUAAAUAAUUGUGGAAAAGACUUAAAAAUUACACGUGAACAAUGUUCAUGUGAUAAAUUAACAACGAAAUAUGUUUAUUAAGCAGGUCAUUAUUCAAGGUUUUAAAUCCUACAGAGAGCAAACAGUAGUAGAACCCUUUGAUCCCAGGCAUAAUGUAGUUGUUGGAAGAAACGGUUCUGGAAAAAGUAAUUUUUUCUAUGCAAUUCAAUUUGUACUGAGUGAUGAAUUCUCUCAUUUACGACCAGAGCAGCGUCAAGCGCUACUCCAUGAAGGUACUGGACCCAGGGUGAUUUCUGCUCAUGUAGAAAUUAUCUUUGAUAAUUCAGAUGGCAGAUUGCCGAUUGACAAAGAUGAAGUAUAUUUGAGAAGAGUCAUUGGCUCGAAAAAGGAUCAAUACUUUCUUAAUAAAAAAAUUGUUACUAGAAGUGAUGUAAUGAAUCUACUGGAGUCAGCUGGAUUUUCAAGAUCAAAUCCAUACUAUAUUGUCAAACAAGGAAAGAUAAAUCAAAUGGCAACUGCUCCUGAUUCUCAACGAUUGAAAUUGCUGCGAGAAGUAGCUGGAACUAGAGUUUAUGAUGAUAGAAGAGAAGAAUCAAAAGCUAUUUUAAAGGAAACUGAAGGAAAACUUGAAAAAAUACAAGAUUUUCUUCGUACAAUUGAGGAAAGAUUGCAAACAUUAAAAGAAGAGAAAGAAGAACUUAAGGAAUAUCAAAAAUGGGAUAAGCAGAGAAGAACGUUGGAAUACAUUAUUCAUGAACGCGAACUAAAGGAAAACAAGCGUAAGCUUGAAGAAUUGGAAACUUCUCGAGCUAAAAGUGGUCAUGAACAAGCCAGUUUAACUGCUGAAGUUAAAACUGCUCAAGAAAAAGUAAAAUUAGCAACUAAAAGGCAUAAAGAAGCCAAAAAGGAAGCACAAACUGCAAAAGAAGAACGUGAUACACUAAGUGCGGAACAACAACAACUUUUAAAAGAAAAAACCAAGCUUACUUUUACUAUAAAUGAUUUGAUGGAAGAAGUUAGAGGUGAUAAUGAUAGUCGGAAGAGAGCUGAAGAAGAGUUAGACAAAUUGAAAAGUCAAAUAGCUGCAAAAGAAGCAGAACUUGAAAAUAUUAAGCCACAAUAUGAAGAAAUGAAACGUAAAGAAGAAGAAAUUACAAGGGAACUUGCAUUAAAAGAACAAAAACGUAAAGAACUUUAUGCUAAACAAGGAAGAGGCAGUCAAUUCACCACCAAAGCUGAAAGAGAUAACUGGAUUCAGCAAGAGUUGAAACAGUUAAAUAAGCAGAUUAAAGAUAAAGAAGAGCAUAUGAAAAAGAUUACUGAGGACUUAAAAAAAGAUGAAGAAAAGCGUGGGUCUUUGGACAAGAAAAUUCAAGAAUAUACAAAAGAGAUGGAACGUCAGAAGGCAUCUAUUGAUGAGCAUAAUAAACAGUAUUACGAUUUAAAUAAGUUGAAGGACCAAUGUCAAGCUCAACGUAAAGAACAAUAUCGUCAGGAAAGUAUUCUUCAACUCAAUUUAUCAGGAUUAAAGGAAGAUUUGGCUAAAGCUGAUCAAAGUCUCAGGUCAAUGGCUGGCAAACCUAUUCUGAAUGGCAGAGAUAGUGUUCGUAAAGUUUUGGAUACAUUUAGAGAGCGAUCAGACAUGGCUAGAGAAGUCAGUAGCUACUAUGGACCAGUGAUUGAGAACUUUGAUUGCGAUAAAAGCGUAUACAUGGCUGUUGAAGUGACGGCUGGUAAUCGUCUUUUCCAUCAUAUUGUUGAAACUGAUAAAUUUGGUACCAAAAUUUUGAAAGAAAUGAAUAACCAGCGUUUACCUGGUGAAGUUACGUUCAUGCCCCUCAACCGAUUACACGUCAGAGCAAUUGAUUAUCCGAAAACACCUGAUGCUAUUCCAAUGAUUUCUAAAUUGAAUUAUGAUGAGAAAUACGACAAGGCAAUGAGAUAUAUUUUUGGUAAAACUUUAAUCUGCCGUAAUUUGGAAGCAGCAACAAGUCUCGCCAGAACGUCAGGUCUUGAUUGUGUAACAUUGGAAGGAGAUCAAGUAUCUUCAAAAGGUUCUUUGACCGGUGGCUAUUUUAAUACCUUAAGAUCCCGUUUAGAAAUACAGAAAAAUAGAUCAGAACUGAUGUCUCACAUCACAGAUAUGGAAAAUCAGUUAUCUAAAUUGAAAGAAGACAUCAGAAAUGCCGAUCGUAACAUCAGCUCUUAUGUGAGUGAAAUGCAGCGUACAGAGACGAAAAAUAGCAAAGCUAGGGACAUAUACGAUAAAAUGAAGGGUGAAAUUCGCAUAAUGAAAGAAGAACUUUCUGCUAUUGAAAGAUAUAGAGUCCCAAAAGAAAAGAGCUUACAACAAUGUAAAUCCAGUUUGGAAGCAAUGGCUGCUACAAAAGAAGGUUUGGAAAGUGAACUUCAUCAAGAUUUAAUGGAGCAGCUAUCUGUUGCUGAUCAACAUCAGGUUGAUCAAUUGAAUGAUGCCAUUCGACGUUUGACGAAAGAAAACAAGGAAGCUUUUGUAAAGAGAAUGAAGCUGGAAGCUGAAAAAAAUAAGUUAGAGAAUUUACUUACAAAUAACUUGGUUCGUAGAAAAGAUGAAUUAGUGCAGGCUCUACAAGAAAUUUCAGUUGAAGAUCGACAAAGGUUGUUAGAUACUUCUAAGGCACAGUUGUCAGAUAUUGAAAAAAGAUUAUUGAAAAAUCAAUCUGAAUUUAAAGCUCAAAAUGAAAAAGUUGCUGCAGCUGCUAAAAAGCAAAAACAAGAAGCUUUGGAAGUUGAAAAAUGGAAAGCUAUUGAAAAAGAAGCACAAGAAAAAAUGGAAUCAGAUGCGAAGGAUUUGGAAAAGUUAGCUAGUAAAAUGAAUAUGUUGCAGCAAAAUAUCUCAGAAUUAACACAAAAAAUAACUGAACUUGGUGCUCUUCCAAAUAAAGAUACAUAUGCAAAGUUUACUAAUAUGACAACCAAACAAUUAUUCAAGAAAAUGGAGGAAGCCAACAGUCAGUUAAAGAAAUACAGUCAUGUUAAUAAAAAAGCUUUAGAUCAAUUCAUAUCGUUCAGUGAACAGAAAGAAAAGCUGGUGAAGAGGAAAGAAGAAUUGGACAGAGCUGACGAUAAGAUUAAAGAGCUGAUGUUAGUUCUUGAGCAAAGAAAGUGUGAAGCUAUUCAGUUUACAUUUAAACAGGUCAGCAAAUAUUUCUCUGAGGUCUUCAAAAAACUCGUUCCAUCUGGUCACGCGCAAUUGGUCAUGAAAACUGCUGAUGGCGAAGAUGAUGGAGAUUCUGUUCCAGAAACUGCUGAUUCUGAUCGUUUCGUGGGUGUUGGUAUUAGGGUAUCGUUUACGGGUCACAAGGGCGAAAUGAGAGAAAUGAAUCAACUAUCAGGAGGUCAAAAAUCACUCGUAGCCUUAGCCAACAUUUUUGCAAUUCAAAAAUGUGAUCCCGCUCCGUUUUACUUGUUCGAUGAAAUUGACCAAGCUCUCGAUGCCCAACACAGAAAGGCAGUCGCUGAUAUGAUUCACGAACUCAGUUCUGAAGCUCAGUUUAUUACAACUACUUUCAGACCUGAAUUACUACAGCACGCAAACAAAUUCUACGGGGUGAAAUUCCGAAAUAAAGUAUCUCACGUUGAGUGUGUGACGAGAGAAGAGGCGUAUGAUUUUGUGGAGGACGAUCAGACUCACGCAUAAGAAGCUGAAUCACUUGACUCUUUUUUACAAACAAGAGGCAUUAUUUUUACGUUUUAAUGCAAAAAGUAUAACUACUCAGAUCAUGUUGCGAUGAGUAAAGGAAACAACAAACGAUGACGAGGUUGUAUAGAUUAUAUAGAAUCAAAGAAUAUUACAUUCUUAGUUUCUUAGUGAAGUAUCGAUUGUGUAUCUUUAAAUUGUAAGAACGAUAUUGCUAUAAUUUUUUAUCGACGGGAAUUCAAAUAGUCCAUUAACUAUUAAGACUUCCAACACUUUUUUAAGAUUCACAAGAAUUUACGUAUAAUGUGAAAAAUCUGGUGUAAACGCAAAUCAUGAAAUUUAGAUCAAUUUUUUUAAGACUUUGACUGUCAUUUGAUGCGAUAUGAUUUAAUUUUGAUUUUCUUUUAAUUUUAUGGUAUUAUCCACUGUAUAAGCUGUUUAUUUUAUGAACGUGAAUUUGAUAAAAAAAGGUGUAUACCUCUUGUAAUAAGUCCCUCAAUGAAUUUUGUAUAUCGCUAUUUAUUUUCUAGUUGUUAAAUUACAAAGUUGCAAAAGUAUAAUAUAAAACAGUGUAUUUCUAAAUGAAGCGAUUGUCCUGAUAAUUUACUUCACUUGUUACGCACAUUCAAAUCACAGAAGAACGCCGAUAAAGCAGAUACUUAGCAUAGCAACAAAUCGAUCUGGUAACAAAGCCAUAAGCAAGCAUUUAGCCUAACUUGAAAAUUCAAAUUGCCGUCGCGUGAGAUAGAAAGAUAGUGCGCGUCCAAAGGUCAUCACAUCGUUUAUCGAUCGUCAAACUCGCGUACAAGAUACGAAAAUGAGCGCCGGUGCAAAUUUAUUGAUUGCGCCAUCGCGCGCCCGCGAGAGAGACAGCG
This is a messenger RNA of Phymastichus coffea, 4604 nucleotides long. RefSeq names its product structural maintenance of chromosomes protein 3 (gene SMC3). The transcript has 19 exons. The record is from RefSeq and is a predicted model, not a curated record. Gene Ontology annotation, cellular component: chromosome. The coding region runs from base 121 to 3729 and encodes 1202 amino acids. Lineage: Eukaryota; Metazoa; Arthropoda; Insecta; Hymenoptera; Eulophidae. Gene Ontology annotation, biological process: mitotic sister chromatid cohesion. Gene Ontology annotation, molecular function: ATP binding; ATP hydrolysis activity; double-stranded DNA binding.